GGCAAGGCAAGUGGGCCAAUGGGCCAAUUUAGAGUGCUCCGAGUGAAAUAAUAAUAACAAAAAUAAAAUGGGUUAGACCCAGUUUACAAAUUUAGUCCAAAGUCAAAAACUCACGGAAGGCUGCCAAUUGCAUAUGCCGAACACACCAAAACAAGUGUGCAGUAGAAUUACGCGCUUCUCGGACAGUCUCUGUUAGCUCACCUCAACCAUGGCCACACUCCGCAUGAUAGAUAUCGCCGUUAACUUCACAGAUGGAAUGUUCAAAGGAAUCUACAAUGGCAAGCAAUGCCACGUAUCCGAUAUAGCCACGGUUUUGAGCCGGGCUUGGACCGCAGGCGUCGACCGGAUUAUUGUUUAUGGAUUCAGGUUACUGGUGGAUCGCUUGAGGAAUCGAAAGAAGCUCUUGCUAUUGCCGAAACCGAUGGCAGGCUUUUCUGCACGGUUGGUGUUCAUCCUACAAGAUGCAAGGAGUUUGAAGAGAGCGGUGAUCCAGAGAAACAUUUUCAGGCUCUUUUGUCACUGGCCAAAGAGGGGAUAGAGAAAGGGAAGGUGGUUGCAAUUGGUGAAUGUGGAUUGGAUUACGACAGGCUUCACUUUUGCCCUGCAGAGAUUCAGAAGAAGUAUUUUGAGAAGCAGUUUGAACUAGCGUAUGCUACAAAACUACCCAUGUUUCUGCAUAUGCGUGCAGCUGCUGAUGAUUUCUGUGAAAUUGUAGAGAGAAAUAGAGGCAGGUUUUUUGGUGGGGUCACCCAUUCAUUUACAGACAGUGCAGAAGAUCGAGAUAAACUUCUUAACUUCAGCAAUAUGUAUAUAGGUGUGAACGGUUGCUCUCUGAAGACAACUGAGAAUCUUGAUGUUGUGAGGGGCAUUCCUAUCGAGAGGAUGAUGAUUGAGACAGAUUCCCCUUAUUGUGAAAUAAAGAGCACUCAUGCUGGGAUUAACUUCGUAAAUUCAAAAUGGCCUUCUAAGAAGAAAGAGAAGUAUGAUCAUGAAAGCAUUGUUAAAGGCCGCAAUGAACCUUGUCUAGUUCGGCAAGUGCUAGAAGUGGUGGCUGGUUGUAAAGGUAUCAGUGAUAUAGAGCAGCUGAGCAGGACAAUUUACCACAACACUUGCAGGGUUUUCUUUCCCCAGGAUUUGGAUUCCGCAGCAGAUGCUUUUCUUGCUAGUGGCCAUGGCCCUUAGACUUCAUUUCUCUUUCUUUUUAUUUUUUUUGUUUAGACUUUGAUUUACACAAUGUCAUGGAAAUUGCUUAAAUUUUCAAUCUAUCAAGGUCAAUCAAAUAGUUCGAAAACUUAAUAGAUUCUCUUCCCUCAGUUUUGACGGGAAGUGAAUGGUGGUAGUCA
Ziziphus jujuba (common jujube) is the source of this 1343-nucleotide messenger RNA. RefSeq lists its product as uncharacterized. Gene Ontology annotation, cellular component: cytosol. Bases 286 to 1182 code for a protein of 298 amino acids. The record is from RefSeq and is a predicted model, not a curated record. The transcript has 12 exons. NCBI's taxonomy places the organism in Eukaryota, Viridiplantae, Streptophyta, Magnoliopsida, Rosales, Rhamnaceae. Gene Ontology annotation, molecular function: 3'-5'-DNA exonuclease activity.